CAGGCAUCCUGGAAAACUUUCAUCUCUGGUAGCGGUGCGCCUUAGUUGAUCUCCAGACUAUUUGUGAACGGAGCUACAUUUUUCUCAUAUAUUCAUCGAGAACUCAGCGGUGACAUUUGUGCGAAAACCGGAUGUCAUCUUCCCCGGACUCAGCAAUGAGUGAUGACGCGAGACCUGCAUCGGCAUCUGCCGGAUCCCCACCCGCAGAUGGGGAAACGCCGUCAUUCCAGGAGCAAUUCAAAAGUUUCGCCAAGUUCGGAGACUCAAAAUCGACUGGCGACGCGAUAACGCUAUCGAACUCUGACAAGUGGUUCAAGCAGAGCAAGGUCAUCGAUGGGAAAAAAAUUACAACCACCGAUACCGGUAUCUACUUCAAGAAGAUUGCCAAGACAAAAAAAGCUCUCACGCAGAAAGAGUACGAACAGUUCUUGGACGAAAUCGCGAAGAACAAGAAGGUUCCCCUAGAAGAAAUUAAACAGAAGCUGUGCGCGUGCGGACCGCCGGCAACGAGAAUUCAGAGCGCUACGGCAACGGGUGCGGUCGCUAGACUCACGGACCAUACCAAAUAUACGGGGACCCACAAGCAAAGAUUCGACGAUACCGGUAAAGGAAAGGGUAAAGAAGGACGCGUGGAUCCCCCCAAAGACUCAGGAUACGUCUCGGGCUACAAAGAGGAAGGCACCUAUGACUCCACCCACUAGAAUACGUCUACGGGGGCCGUUUCUGUCAUCUGUUCCAAUAGCGACAUCCUUAUUCUGUUGACUGAGCUUCACAUCGUUGUCUCCCUCACCUCGUGGACUGUACAUAAAAUAAUCAAAUUCUCC
Molecule: messenger RNA, 824 nt
Organism: Galendromus occidentalis (western predatory mite)
Lineage: Eukaryota; Metazoa; Arthropoda; Arachnida; Mesostigmata; Phytoseiidae
Product: TPPP family protein CG45057
Exons: 5
Coding region: 132-701 (189 amino acids)
Biological process (GO): microtubule polymerization; microtubule bundle formation; positive regulation of protein polymerization
Cellular component (GO): microtubule
Molecular function (GO): tubulin binding
Source: RefSeq, a predicted model, not a curated record